UUAUUUAUUUAUUUAUCUGUUUUCUUCAAUCUGAACUGCUAGUAGUAAAUUAACUACAAUGGCUUCUCCACCACCUCUACCAACCUCCGAUCCCGAACAUCACCACCAUACUUUCUCAUCUAUCGGCAAGGCAGGAAAAUCAUCAGGUGAAAUCGAAGGUAUGGAUUUGCCCUUAUUAAAUAACGGUCAUCGUCAAUCCAAUAAUUACUCCGUUGCUGCUGCUAUUCUUCCAUUUCUAUUUCCCGCUCUUGGAGGCCUAUUGUAUGGCUAUGAUAUCGGUGCCACCUCUUCUGCUACUAUUAAUAUAAAGUCAGCUGUCUCUAGCGGUGUCUCAUGGUACGAUUUGUCCUCCGUGCAAAUUGGUCUCAUCACUAGUGGUUCACUAUAUGGGGCCUUGAUUGGUUCUAUAAUGGCAUUUAAUGUUGCUGACUUUCUAGGAAGAAGGAGAGAGCUGAUGGUUUCAGCUGCAUCAUAUAUUAUUGGUGCUUUGAUAACAACACUUGCACCCAGUUUUGCGAUUAUGGUGAUUGGCCGCUUUAUAUAUGGUAUAGGAAUUGGACUGGCAAUGCAUGCUGCUCCGAUGUACAUUGCGGAGACAGCUGCUUGUGAGAUACGAGGUCGAUUGAUAUCCCUCAAAGAAUUCUUCAUUGUAACGGGAAUGGUGUUAGGUUAUGUGGUUGGUAGCGUCUUGGUUGAUGUAAAUGCUGGUUGGCGGUAUAUGUAUGCAACUGCAACUCCUUUUGCGGUAAUUAUGGGUAUUGGGAUGUGGUGGCUACCUGCUUCACCAAGAUGGAUUCUCCUACGAGCAAUUCAGGGAAAAGGCAAUAUGCAAGAUUUACAGGAAUACGCCAUCUACUGCUUACGCAGGCUUAGAGGUGAAGCCAUUAAUAACUCUGCGACUCAAGAAGUCGAGGAGAUUCUGGUUGAACUGUCUUAUAUCAGUGAGGAAGGCGAAGCUACCUUUGGGGAGAUGUUUCAGGGAAAAUGUUUGAAGGCCCUGGUUAUUGGUGCGGGUAUAGUCUUGUUCCAGCAGAUAACUGGUCAACCUAGCGUACUUUACUAUGCUGCAUCUAUUUUCCAGACUGCAGGGUUUUCUGCUGCAUCGGAUGCUACGAAAGCAUCUAUUUUUCUUGGCUUGAUAAAGUUAAUCAUGACUGGUGUAGCUGUUUUGAUUGUUGACAAACUUGGGAGGAGACCCUUGCUUUUAGGGGGCGUUUCUGGCAUGGUAGUCUCAUUGUUUCUCAUGGGGUCAUUUUACACUUACCUCGGUAAUGUGCCUGCAGUAGCUGUUGCUGCAUUGCUGUUAUAUGUUGGAUGUUAUCAGAUAUCUUUCGGUCCUAUUGGCUGGUUAAUGAUUUCUGAGAUCUUCCCUUUACGCUUACGAGGGCGUGGAUUAAGUUUAGCAGUCCUUGUAAAUUUUUCCGCCAAUGCACUUGUUGCAUUUUCCUUUUCUCCAUUAGAGACACUGCUUGGGGCUGGAAUACUUUUCUUUAUCUUUGGAGGCAUUGCAGUGGCAUCUCUUGUUUUCAUCUACUUCAUUGUACCAGAAACAAAAGGGCUCACUUUAGAGGAGAUCGAGGCUAAACUCCUAUGACAGGGAAUCUUGAUUGCGAAUUCCCUGGUAUAGAGUAUGUCAUAGUCCAUUUUCACUUUUAUUUCAGACAGUUAAGCGGCCAAUAUAUCAUUUUAUUAUAAGUAUAUAUGAUGUAACUUAUGAAUUAUAAAUUUAACAAGCUUCAUUAUCACGAUGUGGUUUUACUUGAA
Erigeron canadensis is the source of this 1764-nucleotide messenger RNA. RefSeq names its product D-xylose-proton symporter-like 2. Gene Ontology annotation, cellular component: membrane. Gene Ontology annotation, biological process: transmembrane transport. The record is from RefSeq and is a predicted model, not a curated record. NCBI's taxonomy places the organism in Eukaryota, Viridiplantae, Streptophyta, Magnoliopsida, Asterales, Asteraceae. The transcript is spliced from 13 exons. Bases 59 to 1594 code for a protein of 511 amino acids. Gene Ontology annotation, molecular function: fructose transmembrane transporter activity.